AGCACAACAACAUUGCUCCACUAGGACACGACCUAACAAAGUUGGUGCAAUGGCGUCGUGUAGCUAGUGAAGACGAGUCGACGUGAAACAGGGUAGACGGAAAAGCAGGCGUGGUGAAUCCAGGGACGUCUAGUUAAGUUUUAGGACGCUGUUACUUCUACCCUUAGAGCUGUAUUCAAGCACACAGCUUUCAGCCGUUUGGCCCAUAUGCAAGUAAGCAAGUGCAAGAUAGUAUUCUUGACAAAAAGUGACCUCCUGCUUAUUUGAGAUAGUUAGUUUCGGAAAUUUGUUCCCGCAUUGCUCCCUUGAGCCUUCACGGCACAAGUUAUCGCACUUCGUUUUAGGGCAAAGCAACUACAUGCGUUCAGGUGGUUUAUAGCGGGUACUAGACAUAUGCUCACCGAGAGUACUGUAGUCAGAUCGACCUGUUGCAUUUAGGUAGUCGAUGCUGCCUAUACCCGUCAGUUCGAGAAGCCAUCGUACCCAUUCUCUCCUGCUUUUCAUCUAGUUACCACUUUCGCCACUCUCGCCGCCGUCGUUAAUGUCGCUAAUUUCGUCGUUGUCAGCCAUGACCCUAGACGACCGCAACAUCAUCAGCUGUCGCUAAUGUCGCUACUUUCGCGACUGCUAGCGAAACCAUGACCCUAGACGACCGCAACAUUGCCAGCUGUCGUUUCGCAUCGUGCAACACCUCUUUUGCGUCAGAUCGCGGUGCGGACGGCGACGAUCAGGCAACGGAAAUUCAACGGCCAGGAACGGCUCCUGUGAUGGAUGGCAGAAAAGCCGACAGCAGCCAGGAGAUUAGGGUUUCAGGAGCCGCUUCUGGCGAGAACGUCGGAAAUUCAGUAGCAGGUUUUCUUCCCGAUUCGAGACACGCCAACAGUAGCAGCUGCGUCGGCGUCAGCGUCGGCGGCUCCGGCGGUGGCGGCAGCAGCGGUAGCAACGGUAGCCACGAGGAGCUCUUGCGUUAUGCCAACGCUUGCUUUUCGGAGCUACUGCCGCCCUUGUCGCUGCACCCCAAGCGGCAGGCAGAUUCCUUCCUCCCUGCCGUCUCGCGCCUGCUGGACCUCCAAGGGAAGCUCCAAACAGCGCGUGCAGACGAAGGGAAGGAGCAGCACGAGGGGGGGGGAACCGAGGGGGCGCCGUCCAAAGCAGCAGGUCGUGCGGCUGCUGCAGCGGGAAUGGCAGUGGUUGGGGCAGUUGGGGGGGCGGAGGGGGGGGCAGUAGAGGGUAUGUUAGGAGCGGAAGGGGGAGCGGAAGGGGGAGCGGAAGGGGGAGUGGGAGUGAGUGAUGAGAGAGGGAGAGAAGGAGGCGGAGCAGCCGCAGCAGCAGCAUUGGGGCCUACAUCUGAUUCAGCAUCUGCUUCCGCACCGGCUUCAGCAGUGGCGUCCCCAUGGCAACAGCUCGAAGAGCAACUUUCUCUAGAUGAACAGGAAAGCGGGCAAAUGGGGGAAGCCAGCCAGUCGGGUCAAACUGGCCGGACUGGUCAAACUGGUGCCGCCAGACAAACAAGUCAAACUGCAGAAGACUCCCUACGCGAGAUCCAAAUCCUCCUCUCUCGCCUUGAAACCCCGCUGUCUCAAGCCCUAGACCGGCUCGAGCAAGAAUUUAAGACCGUCUUAUCGAAAUCCAAUAGAAAGCUUAAUCUCCACAUACUUAAAGCCGCGUUGCACAUGCAAAACCUCGCGAUUCUCCCCAGCCCAAGAGCCCGAGGAGCGGGAGGGGGGGCAGGGGGGGGUGCUGGUAAUCUGUUUUCCAAGGGGUUAGGAGGAGGCAAGGGGGAGGAGGGGAAUGGAGGGAAAUUUACUCCUUCGGGUGCGCGACCCCCCCCAUCUCCUUCCUCUCCUGCGAACAAGCAGCAUGGUAGGGCGGCCAGCCAGUUUCUCUUUGACGAUCCGAUGCUUAUAGAGUAUAACGCGUCCCUCUCUGCCCGAGCCUCCUCGCCGCUAGGCUCGAGCCGAGCCUCGGGGACAGGUUCGGAAGCUGGUGCGCUGGGCGCUGGUGGUGCUGGUGGUGUGAGUGGGGGCGGAGCGGGGGCGAGUGGGGGAACUGGUUCUUCCUCCGUAUUGUCCCCUAUGGGGUGUUCGACCCCUGCAUCAACGCUGUCGGAUGCGGUGCUCACGGCUACUGCCAGCAGCAGCACCAACACCAGCAGCAGCAGCAUUGCUGCUGUGAGUGGGCCGCUAGAGAGCCUGUUUAUUGGGUCGGAUGUGGCAGGAACAGGGGGGGUAGGCGCUUCUGGUGGCGGCGGUGGUGGGGGAGGUGGGGACGGUGGGAAUGGUGAGGAUGGUGCUGGUGAUGAUGGUGGGGCUAGUGGUGGUAUGGCUUCAGGAGGUGGUGUGAUGAAAUCUCGCUCUGCCAUCCAGCCUACACUGCAGCAUUCCUCGUCGUUCCACGCUCAAGAGAACAAGUUUGGACUCUCACCUUCUGAAUCCUUCUCCCUCCCUCGCUCCGCCGCUGCCUCUGCUAGUGCAGAAGCCACCACUCCCCUCCCUAGAAUCACCAUCCCCCAGGUUUACUCUGAUGCCUCUGGGUCUACUCCCACCGUUAUUGUCACACCCACUUUUGGAACAGCUCCAGCCAGCGCCGCUGCUGCUGCUGUUGCUGCUGCUGGUGCCAGUGCUGCUGGCGCUGCUGGGGCUGGCGCUGCUGCUGGUACUGCUCCUGGCGAAGCUGGCUUAGCCACAGACACAGUAGUAACAGCAGGGGGAACAGCCACUGAAGUAGUAAGAGGAGCGGAAACAGGAGCGACAGGAGUAGCAGCAGCAGGAGUAGUAGAAAGCAGCGAAGGGGAACAGUCAGAGACCGGGGCAGUGGCUGUAACUGCUGCUCGUGCGAUUGCGGCUGCUGGUUCUGGUGGUGGGGUCGAAGUUGGGCUGGAGAAGGGAGCAGUAGCAGGCAAGGUGUCUGUUGAGGUGACUCAAAAGGUUGCAGCAGCAGGCGCAGCAGCAGGGGCAGCAGGAGCAGGACCGGUAGCAGGAGGAGCAGCUGUAUGCAAGGAGCUGCAGGCAGUGGGCGAGUGGGCGGAUUGGCUACCCGUGGCAGAGGUGCCAUGGCUGAACAGGGCAGCUGCUGUGAUCAUCAGGGCGAGAGGGAAGCAGCACUUGGCAGCUGUGUACUGCCUGGCAAGGCGAGCAACGGUGGUGAGUGGCGUGGAGAGUGUGAGCAUGAAGGAGUAUUCCACAGAGGAGGUGCAGGCCAUGGCAUGGGCGGACCUAGAGCCGUUGAUCAAGCUGUGGAUUCGAGACAUCAGCAUUCUGUUGCGUGUUCUCUUUUUCAGUGAGCACCAGCUGAUCAAGGGCGUUCUCGACACCUCUCUAACCGCCAGCAGCAGCAACAGCACUGCUGUUACCACUGCCGUUACCACUGCUGUUACCACUGCUGUUACCACUGCUGUCACCACCACCGCCAACGCUGCGCCCGCCAACCCUUCAAUCUCAACCGUCCCUGGCCUUGGAUCCGACCUCCUCUCACAUCCUGACCACACAACGCAAACGCCUGGCGACACUCCUGAGCCUGCUCCUGAGAUGCUCAAGGGAACCGACUGCAUGCCUCAAAGCAUGCCUCAAAGCAUGCCUCAAAGCAUGCCUCAAAGCAUGCCUCAAAGCAUGCCUCAAAGCAUGCCUCAAAGCAUGCCUCAAAGCAUGCCUCAGAGCGCAUCUCAGAGCAUGCCUCGGUGCAGCAGCAAGGGCGCAGAGCAGGUUUCUCGGAAACCAGGGGAGCACUUGAUGAGUCCGGACAGCGUGUUUCGGCAGCUAGUGGGGUCGGUGGGCGGCGUGCGCUCGACCCUGUGUGUGCUGUGCGCCAACGCUGCAGCAAUUGCUGCCUCUAAGAGCUCCCCUGAGAAGAUAUUCGCGCUGCUGGAAGCAUACCGCACCAUUGCUGACCUCUCUCCCCAGGCCCUCCCUGUCUUCCACGCCCUCCCCAAGUCCGACUCAGACGACCCCUUCAAGCUCUGGCAGCGAUUGUCACAGCUCUUUGCAGGUGCCAUCUUUGCCACACUGGACGAGCUUAACCGCAUCUUGAGGGACGUGGCUGCCUUUGUGCCGGCCAACCAGGGGAGUGGCAGCUCGCCCAUGAAGAAGAAACUCCUCAGGCUGAUUCACUGGAAGUCCUCGGAGCAAAAGAACACAAACGAGGAGGAGGUGGACAUCGGGGUGCACAAAGUGACGAGCUACGUGAUCAACUACAUCGCCCAGCUCAUGGACCGGGAGAGCCGCGCCGACCACUAUGGCACCCUGGAGAUGGUCUAUAAGAGGCACGCCGCGGACAAGAGGCUCAUAGGGCUGGCGACUGUGGGAGGGGGGAGUUUCAGGGAACGGGCCGGGGACAGCGGGGGGAGCAGUGGGGGGGCCAGUGGGGGGAGCAGUGGGGGGAACAGUGGGGGGAGCAGGACGGGAGGAGGGGGGAGUAAAGCUAGUCAGGGGAAUCAAGGAAGCCAGCAGCAGCAACAGCAGCAGCAGCAGUUGCAGCACCCGGGUGCGGGCGGCAGGCGCCAGCUGGCGUCGGAGAUGGAGGGGCUGCUGGAGUCGCUGCUGUUCAACAUGGAGGCGCGGGGGCGGACCGUGCAGGACGCCGCUAUGGGGGCGCUGUUUGUGAUGAACAAUGCGCACUACGUGGCUGGCAGCAUCGUUGCGACGAGGAUGAAAGACGCGAUGAAGCAGCAGGACAAAAUUGCUGCUUACGAGGCAGCCUUUGAUAAGGCAGGGCUUGCGAAGCUCAUGGCGUGUUUGGCGCCCGAGGAGAUAUCUGCCAAGCUGAGCGCUGAUGCUGUCAAGACAAGGCUGAAGAAGUUCAACUCGGCCUUCGAGGAGGUGGCUCUGGAGCAGAACAGGUGGAUUGUGACCAGCGACUCACAGAGGAAGAAGACAAGACUGCGCUUUGCUCGCACUCUCAAGAACGCAUACCUGGAGUUCCUCACACCGCACAGGGAGAUCAUAGCAGACAUCCCGACCUAUCAGUGGUCGCCAGAUGGCAUCGAGCGGUUGAUGCUCAAGUCCUUCUUCCUCGGCCGAAGCCUGCCUCUCAUUAUGACCGCCUGAGGGCAGCUGGCGUCCUUUAUGAAACCCUAAGAACCACGCUUCCCAGUUCAGUUGAAUUGUUCUAGAGGGCAGAUGGCAUCGAGCGGUUGAUGCUCAAGUCCUCCUUCCUCGGCCGUUAGUCUGCCCCCCAUUAUGACUGCCUGAGGGAUCUUAUCCAGAGCUACCGGUACAGCUGCGUCGUGAAAUCACAGCCAGGGAUAAUCUUCAUCCUUCUGAGUGUGAAGUCUACCUGCCAUGCCCUGGGGAAGAUCCCAUUGAAUGCGUUACAGGCUGGGCUGUUUUGAUAUCAGAGAUUUCAUUAGCACACACCUUACGCGAUGUGGUGGUUUGUGGAAAAAUGUAUGAUUUUGGCCUGCUGCUGCAGAAUGUAACAGCUGUGGGUAUGUGUUAGAAUAACGCAAUGAACUAGAU
Messenger RNA from Closterium sp. NIES-67, 5453 nucleotides. NCBI's taxonomy places the organism in Eukaryota, Viridiplantae, Streptophyta, Zygnematophyceae, Desmidiales, Closteriaceae. The record is from the annotation of a GenBank genome assembly.